Molecule: messenger RNA, 1338 nt
Organism: Triticum turgidum subsp. durum (durum wheat)
Lineage: Eukaryota; Viridiplantae; Streptophyta; Magnoliopsida; Poales; Poaceae
Source: the annotation of a GenBank genome assembly
AUGGUGCAGUGCAAGUUGGACCUCACAGGGCCACAGUGCAAGAGCUGCCUUGACGGCAUCAUCGGGCAGAUGAGGAAGCUGUUCAGCAACGACAGCAGCCAGGGCCAGCCCUCUUCAUUCCUCAUCGGGGGCAGGCUCAUUGGAGUUCGGUGUAAUCUGCGAUACGAGAAGGAACUCUUCUUCGAGGAGACAAACGACACUAUCAAGAUCGACAUGCCGAAAAAUGGAAUGAGCGGGGUGCUUAAGAUUGUCAUAUUUGGAGUUCCUCUUCUAGUUUUGCUCAUCUUAGGAUUGCUCCUAAGGCCAUGUAUUGUGAAGAAAGUCAGAGAAUUAUUAUUGCAUAGGGAUCUAGUCAUCCUUGAAAAGGAAAUUGUAAGUGAAAGCGACUCGAGGUUUUCACUAUUCAGAUAUUCGAAGAUAAGAAGUGCUACUGAUAACUUUUCAAAAGAGAAUAAACUUGGAGAAGGUGGAUUUGGUCAUGUUUACAAGGGUCGGUUGACUCAGGAUCAGGACAUAGCGGUCAAACGACUUUCUCCGAAUUCAGUUCAAGGAUUCCGUGAGUUCAUGAACGAAAUCAAACUCAUAGCCAGCCUCCAGCACAAGAAUCUGGUCAGGCUUCUUGGAUGCUGCAUCAAAGGCAAGGAGAGGAUACUUGUAUAUGAAUUUUUGCCAAGUGAUAGCUUGGAAGAGUUCAUUUUUGGGGCAGGAGCAAAGCAGAGCUGGCCCGUGCGUCGCCACAUAAUUGAAGGAAUAACAGAAGGCCUUCUCUACAUGCAUGACUACGCGUAUGAGUGCAUAGUCCACAGAGACUUGAAACCAAGCAACAUCCUAUUAGAUCAUGAAAUGAAUCCAAAAAUUUCUGACUUUGGGAUCGCAAGGAUAUGCCUCUCCAAUGUGACGGAAUCAAAUACAACGACAGCUAUGGGAACAUUUGGAUACAUCGCACCGGAAUACUGCUCCCAGAGUGUGUACUCAACAAGGUCAGAUGUUUUCAGCUUCGGCAUCCUAGUUCUCGAGAUCAUAAGUGGGAAGAGGGCCAUCGGUUCCUACCAAUUAUCUGAAAGAUCAUACGAACUCAGGAAAUAUGCAUGGCAACUGUGGAGAGAGCAGAGGUGCGACGAGCUUGUGGAUGAUUCGCUAGGCGAGGAGUACCCUGAAAUGGACGUUAUGAGGUGCAUCCAGAUCGCGCUCUUGUGCAUCCAAGAUGUCGCGGAGGACAGGCCUACCAUGCACGACGUCAUGACGAUGCUGGGCAACGGAAACAAGAGGCUGCUCCUGCCUGUGCAGCCCGGUUCUUGCAGUAUGCACAUCUUCACCGAUGCUGAAAUAGAGGUGUGA